AUGGCCGCCUCCAUAAGAGCCAAUUGCAGAAAGGUGAUUUGCAUCGGCCGGAACUAUGCCGAUCACAUUACGGAACUCAACAACGCUAAGCCCAAGCAGCCUUUCUUCUUUCUGAAGCCCCCGUCCUCUAUUCUUCUGCCGCGCGAGGGACCCAUUCUGCGUCCCAAGGGAGUCAGCCUGCACUAUGAGGUGGAAUUGGCGCUGGUGAUGGGCAAGACGGUUCGGGAUCUGGACCCGAACGAUGAGAAGGGUGCCCUGGAUGCGAUUCGCAGCUACCUCGUCGCCAUUGACAUGACCGGCCGUAACGUCCAAGACGAGGCAAAGAAGAAGGGCCUCCCCUGGUCUAUCGCCAAGGGCUUUGACACUUUCCUGCCCAUUUCCGAAGAGAUCCCCAAGUCGCGCAUUCCCGAUCCCCACAAUGCCUUCUUGCGCCUCAGCGUCGGCUCCCAGCUCCGCCAGGCAGAUUCCACCGGUCUCAUGCUCUACCGGAUCCCCAGGCAGCUGGCAGAGAUCUCGCGCGUUAUGACGCUGGAGAAGGGCGAUCUGGUUCUGACUGGUACCCCCAAGGGAGUCGGAGAGGUCAAAGCCGGUGACGUGAUGAAGGCGUCCAUCGAGGUGGACGGGAAGGAGAUCGAGGAGGGCAGAAUCGAGGUGGAGGUGAAGGAUCGCGAGGGCAGAUAUGUGUACAGUGAGACGUGA
This is a messenger RNA of Aspergillus udagawae, 699 nucleotides long. Its product is annotated as fumarylacetoacetate hydrolase family protein. The coding region runs from base 1 to 699 and encodes 232 amino acids. The record is from RefSeq and is a predicted model, not a curated record. Gene Ontology annotation, cellular component: mitochondrion. The transcript has 3 exons. Gene Ontology annotation, molecular function: acetylpyruvate hydrolase activity. Lineage: Eukaryota; Fungi; Ascomycota; Eurotiomycetes; Eurotiales; Aspergillaceae.